AUGGGUAAACGUAGAGCCGCUUCAAAAAGAUACAAAGAUUUAUUACGAAGAGCAAUUUAUAAGAUAAGAAAACAAGAAAGAGAAAUAGCGAGAAAAUGUUCUGACGAUACUCGCUUACUUAGUUUUCGCAAUCCCGUUCACAACGUUUCCUUUAAUCUACCGGAAAAGAUUUUAAUAAUAUAG
This is a messenger RNA of Funneliformis caledonium, 183 nucleotides long. The record is from the annotation of a GenBank genome assembly. NCBI's taxonomy places the organism in Eukaryota, Fungi, Glomeromycota, Glomeromycetes, Glomerales, Glomeraceae.